Psylliodes chrysocephalus is the source of this 870-nucleotide messenger RNA. Lineage: Eukaryota; Metazoa; Arthropoda; Insecta; Coleoptera; Chrysomelidae. The record is from the annotation of a GenBank genome assembly.
UUUUCAAGUCAAGCGCGCCACCAUGAUUUCGAAGUGUAUCGCUCUUCUUUUCGUCGCCCAUGUGGUACUCGGCCGUACCACCGGUACUUCGCCGCAGCAGAACUCGCUGCACGAUGCACCCAGGAGUGAUGGGAAUUCGAAUUCUUACGUUAGUGAUUUACGGUAUAUGUACAAAGUGUAUCAAGAAUGUGCUUCGACCGAUACGAUAUCUUGUUUAAAACUUAAAUUGGUUGCCGCUUUGGAUCGAGCCGCCAGGUCGUACUCCGAACUACCCCUAUUCGAAGGAAUUAAAUUCGUGAAAGAUCCCCAAGCCGCAGUUCCAGCCGCAGAAGUUAAAACUGAAGCCGAAAUUGAAGCAACGCUUCCCAGAUCGUUGGAAGAUAAAGAAACUGCUUUGGAUAACAUCAUCACUGACAGGGUUUCAAGUUUCCUAGGAUCACACACCCUCCAGAUUAAGCUUCCAAGCUCUUCAGAUGCUCCAAGAUCUCUGGAAGAAGCUCGUAAAAAGAAGAAAGGCGGUGGUGGUGGUCUCCUCCUUCUUCCCCUCAUUUUGGGAGGUACCCUGAUCCCGUUGGCGCUAGGAGCUCUAGCUCUAUUAGCUGGAAAAGCUUUGAUCGUUUCAAAAUUGGCUCUAGUCCUUGCUGGUAUCAUUGGUUUGAAGAAAUUGCUGUCUGGUGGAAGUAGUGGACACGAUGCGGGUCACGUUGAGGUAUACAGUGCUGGUCAUUCGGGAUGGGGUAGGUCAUACGCUAAGGAAGCUAAAGAUGAGGCGCAGAAUCUAGCGUAUGCAGCGUACGCUCCAAAGAGUUGAAUAUUUUUCUUUUUAUAAUUCAAAGAUUAUUUAUUUUAAUUUAUUUUCUUCGAAAGGCU